AUGUCGCACAGUAAGCAUAAUACGUCGCUCGCCUUCUUCACAGCCCACGAGCGUGAGGAGCUGAAGUCGGUAUGGGGCUCGCGGAGCACCCGCCUAUCGCGCGACAGUUUUCUCCCCUUCGGCUCUUGUCGCCUCUGUUUGCUACCCGCUCGCGAUCCCGUAUCUUGUCCCUCUCACGGCCAUCUGUUCUGCCGAGAAUGUGCCCUUUCCAACCUCCUCGCCCAGAAGAAAGAGAUCAAGCGCCUGGACAAGGAAUACAUCCAAAAGAAGCAAGAGGAGGUUGAAGCUGAGGACAUCAAGAGAGAACAAGAGCAGGAGCGUGCCGUCCAAGAUUUCGAGCUCGUUCAACAGGGCCUGAACAGCAAACUCGGCCCCGGCAAUGCUGCUGCUAGACACAUCAUCGGACGAGAAGCUGGCAAGGUCAUUGUCGAAGAACAGAACCCUGACAAGCAAGGCACCAAGCGCAAACUGGAGAUUGACGAAGAAGAACUCAAACGUCUCGGUGGUCAGAACACCAAGUUGAAGAAGGACGAUCAGAAUCCAAUCGACCAGAAGGCUGCUACAUCNUUUUGGAUUCCUUCCUUGACACCCUCAAGUUCUACUACUGCGACAAAGCCUACAAAGUCGACUCCACAAUGUCCGGCAUCGACUUCUGACAAGCCUCAUGACUUCUCUUUGAAAUUGCUGGUUUCUGUUCAGUUCACAGAAGAGAAGACCGAGGGCUCUAACGAGCCUGUCCGCUCGUGCCCUUCAUGCAAAAAGGCACUAACCAACUCGACGAAAGCAAUGCUGGCCAAGCCUUGUGGACAUGUGCUAUGCAAACCUUGUGCUACCAAAUUCAUGAAACCUUCGGAAAAGGACGCUCACGAUGCAUCAGCAGAAGUUGGCGUAGUAAGAUGUUACGUCUGCCAGACUAAUGUAACCGACAAGAAGCGCGAAAAGAAAGAGGGCAAGGAGGAGAAAGAGAAGGUCAGACCGGGUGUAGUAGAGAUCAGCUCAGAAGGCACCGGCUUUGCUGGAGGAGGCAACAACAUGGUCAAGAAGAAGGGCGUAGCGUUCCAGGUCUAG
Messenger RNA from Aureobasidium vineae, 1068 nucleotides. The record is from the annotation of a GenBank genome assembly. NCBI's taxonomy places the organism in Eukaryota, Fungi, Ascomycota, Dothideomycetes, Dothideales, Saccotheciaceae.